This is a messenger RNA of Talpa occidentalis (Iberian mole), 657 nucleotides long. It is a transcript of the gene SMIM34, whose product is annotated as small integral membrane protein 34. The record is from RefSeq and is a predicted model, not a curated record. NCBI's taxonomy places the organism in Eukaryota, Metazoa, Chordata, Mammalia, Eulipotyphla, Talpidae. Bases 1 to 657 code for a protein of 218 amino acids. The transcript has 2 exons.
AUGACGGUGGUCCCGAGGGCUCUGCCACCCAUCCUGGACAUGGGGUACGAAGGGAUCACGGGGAUUCUUCAGGAGGCCUCCCACACCCAGGCCAGCACCCACCUGGGGCACCCGCUGAGGGACCACAUUGAGGGGCGAAAUGGGUCCACUUCCACCAGGGCCCUGAAGCUUCCAGAUGGCACCAGCGCCGCCUGGUACAUCCUCACCAUCUUCGGCAUCUUCAGUGUUGUCUUCCUCUUCCAGUUGGCCAGCAACAUCCUCAGAAGGAGUGAUAAGUCCUUGGAAGACACUUAUUACUCAAAUGUGAACUCUGAGCUCAAAAAGAAAGGACUCCAGAACAAUGUCCCCAGGUGCUCUGCACAGACCAUCAGCAACAGAGCUGUGCUCCAGCCCACCCAGCCCAGUCUGAGGCCAGCGCAUGCCAACAGCAGCCCCCCAGUGGAAAUCCCAGGGGCCCCUGGAAGCCAGGGCAAGCCAGCCUCCCUGGGGGCCAACUUUCUUGGUUGGCGGAGCAGCUCUGAGUCCACCUGCAACCUUGAGAGAGGGGUCAAGCCCUCGUGGGGGUGGAAGAGCACCUGUGAGCUGGGGGCCUUUCCGGCCAACAGGGGAGUGUCCGGAAGGCAGCAUCCCGGUUCCUUCUCAGGCUUUCCAGCAUAG